GUCGCCACCACCCAAACUUUCGAAGAGGUGCUUUUCCUCUCCACGUCCACAAUUAACCCACAACCCACAACGACCAAUUUUAACAGAGACGGAUCGCAAGACAAAGACAAGGCCGACCACAAACAACUACUGCUGUAACUACUUCACCAAAUAGCUAGCUCUUAGUUGACUGUGAAAUAAUAUCCGUCGGGAAAGAGGCGCUCAUUCCAGGCUGGAAGAGGUAUACCGGUAGCAGCUGUUUUCUCGAAUUUUUCUUUCACAGCACAGUACCGGUACCGGUAUUCCCAAGAUGAUUCGAGUGAGACUCAGUCUACAUGUGCUUUUCUUGUUGGGGCUGAUCCUGCAGUAUUGCCAUGCUUGGAUCAAUCACAGGGUAGCACUACUGCGACCAAGAAAAGAAACACCAUCGUCCCUCUACGAUGCUUACCGAGAAGAUGACCAUGGCAUCAAUGCCCAAAAGAAGCUAUUGGAAGAAAAUCUCCAAGAAUUGUUACAAGCCCAACGAAAACCACCGGGUGAGGAUACCACCAAUAAUUUCCUCCCACGUACUAGUGGCCGCAUGGACCUACCAGAUUUGAAUCCCUUCAAGGAACAACUCGACAAGAAUGCCGCUGGAAAACCACUUUCGCAAGCGCUCUCAAUGCCGGAUUAUUUCAAAGACAAGAAGGAUAACACCAAGAUACCCACGACAGCAAGAAUGACAACGCCAAUUGCACCCAAACUUUUUUCCUCCUCCUCCGAGCAAGGAGAAGAAAAUGACGACGACACCAACAACAACGAGGGUUUUUAUCUCGAUCCGGAUAUCUACGAACGAUCCCGAGAUUUGAUCCGUGGAGAUGGAUCCCUCGCAUUGGACGACGACACCAAUAGCAAUUCACAGCUACAACAAAACAAUAAUAAGGAUUGGAAUAGUGUCGAUGGACGCAAAGCCAUUUUGGAACGUCUGCUGCAGGCAGAACUCGAAUCUGGCAAGGUACCACAGUCAAACAAUGACAACGAAAAUGACAAGGACGAUUGGAAUACCCUCUUUUCUCUCAUUCAAAGUCAACAACAACAACAAUCCUCGUAUUAUAAUAAAACUCAAGCCGAACAAGUCCAUCGACAAAUCUUGGAACACGAAACGGGAUUUCUCAAUCAAAGUAAAUCCUUUCAACAAGCACUGAUUGACCCCAAAGCGGCCCAAGCCGCCACGGUGGAACGACGGAAUACGCAUUAUCAACAACGACAAGAACGCGCUUCCAAACAAUUGUUACAAAAUAUGGCCGAAUUCGAAAGACAGCUAAUGCAAAAGGAACGCGCCACGACGUAUUGUUCGCGGUGUCAGUGUCAAUUGGCCGACGAAGAUUAUGAUAUAGCACCGCAGUUGUGGAUGCGACAACGCAAUCUCACGGCACUCUGUCAAACGUGUUAUAAAGGAUUGCAAACGCUCAUGGUGAAACGAUUGCAACAAAAACCACAACCAAACAGGAGGAGCGGUCCAUCUGCUUCUACCACCGCAGCAAGAAGUGUGGCAAACAGCAACAACCGCCCAACCCAACAAUCUGCCGCUGCUGCAAAGCAAAGGAGAAGAGGUCCAAUAAUAAAAGCACCGUCCAAAUCAGCAGAAGAGGCAACAACAACGUCCUCCGCUUGGACUCCAAUGGAGGAUCCAGACUCGGGGGAACUCUUUUAUUCGAACCAAGACACGGGAGAGGUACGCUGGGAGGAUCCCACGGUUGCAACGUAACGCAGAAGCUACCGUAGCAAGGAUGCCUCCUCACGGUACAUGUACUGGGCUUGCUAGCUAGCAGGAGGGAGCACAAUCAAAGCGGUGAACCACACAAGUACCAAGCACAAUUCUAGCCAGCGGCACCCGUGAUCAGCACCAAAAAAGAUGGACGACAACCUCCUCCAAGAAAGCACAGAAUCCCUGUAGCUACCAAUCAACAUUGCUGGAAGAGUUGGCCCAAACAACGGGGUCUUGGGUUCACUUACUUGUCGUUUGACGACCGAAUCCGUUGGGCCUUUGGGGCUUUUUCGAGAACAAAGAAAGAAGCCCACUCAAAAUUCCAGUACGAUAUCUAAUGGGGGUGGUGGUCGGGCAGAACCUGCUGCCUAAUGAUUAGAUUCUACUCAAGCUCGUUCGAUGCGUUCCUUCUUUCGCUAAAGCCCUGCAGUGUUCUUGGAAUGAUCAGCGCCUGCGCAGUAUAAAUCAUUUGAAAACAACCCUGCAAUCUCAUGCAUGUAUCUUGUAGCUCCAAUUGCAAAUUGAAAACUAAACGAAGAGUGUUUUUGAGUGAUGCUGCGUAUACCGGUAC
Seminavis robusta is the source of this 2297-nucleotide messenger RNA. The record is from the annotation of a GenBank genome assembly. NCBI's taxonomy places the organism in Eukaryota, Bacillariophyta, Bacillariophyceae, Naviculales, Naviculaceae.